This is a messenger RNA of Naumovozyma dairenensis CBS 421, 1107 nucleotides long. RefSeq names its product Ibd2p (gene IBD2). Gene Ontology annotation, biological process: mitotic spindle assembly checkpoint signaling. The record is from RefSeq and is a predicted model, not a curated record. Bases 1 to 1107 code for a protein of 368 amino acids. Lineage: Eukaryota; Fungi; Ascomycota; Saccharomycetes; Saccharomycetales; Saccharomycetaceae. The transcript has a single exon.
AUGAGUAAAUCCUCAAAGAGACAUGAUACUUCAAUUGAAUUAGUAUCACAGAAUGGUCCCAUACCCAUUAAUGUAAUGAUGCAAGAAGGUGUUAAGGCACUUACAAAGAUCUUAUCAAACCAAUUGCAAGAUAGGAAAGUAUUUGAUAAUCCUCAACAAUCGAUGCAAUUUGUUAUCAGGAAUGGAGCUAAUAAGAUGUCAAAGGUUAAUCUACAAAUUAAUAAAACACGGAAGAAGAAGCAACCAUCAAAGCAAUCUACUGGUGAGGAAGGUGCUGAUAUCGAUGAUGAUAUCGUUGAGUUAGAUAAUAAAAGCAACUAUCAUGUCAAUGGAUCAGUAAAGAGUUCAGAAGUGCAGAGUGAGAAUAAGGAUGAACUUUCAGACGAAGAAUAUGAUGAUCCAGAACUUCAUCUUGAUGCAGAUGAUAACGAUGAUGGUGAAGCUGAAAUCAUUUUUGAUUACGAAACGAACGGUGAUGAUACUCCAGAGGGAUUAAGUGCUCGUAUUUCUCAAAUGAUAGAAUCUGUGUUACCUAGCGAGUUUCAAGCUGAGGCCCAUGGAAGACUUCGUGCAGUGGUGAAUGGAGAUGAACUAAAUAUUACAGAAAUAGAUGAUGACGAUGAAGAAGAUGACCUUACUACGAAUCAUGAUAGUAUUGCUCAGAUAGGGGUACGACAUAAUCACCAUUCAUCCCCAGGUCAAAGAGAACAUAUCAACAACAGUGAACUCAAUCAUCAGCAUCAUCAGCGUCAUCAAUCGAGGCGACAUGAAGGAAUAAAUGAACAUGAAGAGAUGGACGACGAUGCAGGAGAAGAGGAAAAUUCUGAACAUGAAGGAUGUUGCCCGCAUCACCAGCACCACAAUCAACUUCGAAAUUUUAGAAAUGGCAACUAUCAUGAUUAUAACUAUCCGACUGAUUCAUAUAAUAAACCGAAUUUCUCAAUAUUACUUGAUCAAAAAGAGCCUGCUUGCAUGUUUUGUGAAUAUUAUCUAGUAUUUGGAGAAGCGCCUCGAAAUAUGAUUAAAUGGUAUAAUCGAAUGUAUGGUUACAGUCGUCUACCUCAUUCUAAUGAUAGAGGGUAUCAUGAUCGAAAAGGACAACAUUAA